AUGUUGCUCGACGACGGUGCACCCGUCAAACUUAACGUCUCGUUGCUCGGUCCCGCACCUGUCGACAAACUGGAGCCGCAUGCUCAGAAAGAAGUCGUCAAGGGGGCAGCGGCCGUGUUUGGGCAGGGAGAGGAGGAGGAGGAAGGGGGGAUCAAGAAGCUGAAGGUGCCGUUGGUCGAACUUGACUUUAGUCCUGCGGAAGGCGAGAAGGCCAAGGAGCGCUUGGAGACGAUCAAGCAGUCCGUUCCGCACGAUAAAGAGGCGCUAUUCAAGGUCAAAGUCGGAUGGGAUGGUCUCACCGACUUUGAGCCAACCAUCAAGCACCGGAUGGUUAAGUAUCUGGGUGAACUCGAAGAUGACGACCUAAUCAUGUUUGUGGUCGAACAUCUCAAGGAUCACAAGGGUCCUCAGAAGCUCGUCGAGGGUCUCGAACCUGUCUUGGAAGAAGAAGCACAGGAAUUUGCGAUCAAUAUCUGGAGGCAAGUCAUCUUUGAGAGCAUGGCUUGCGGCGAAGCUCUUCAAACCGAGCGCAUGACGAUCGAUUAA
Molecule: messenger RNA, 546 nt
Organism: Pisolithus orientalis
Lineage: Eukaryota; Fungi; Basidiomycota; Agaricomycetes; Boletales; Pisolithaceae
Exons: 3
Coding region: 1-546 (181 amino acids)
Biological process (GO): mRNA processing
Cellular component (GO): spliceosomal complex
Molecular function (GO): mRNA binding
Source: RefSeq, a predicted model, not a curated record